AUGUGUGAAGAGAUUUGCGAAAAGAUUGAAGGCCAUCAGUGUCUCGAAGGCUAUAACAAUGUGUACAUCGACAGGAAUUAUUAUUUUUAUCCUGCAUUAGAUGAUAGGAAGACAAUUAUUCGCCAGAGUAUGAUGCCAGACAAUACAGAGAACAUUGUAUUGGAUAAUGAGGAAAAUGUAAAUCCGAAUAUACCUAAGCCGGUCAGAGCCACAGAAAAAACUACUGAAGUAUCUGCAAGGAAUGUAAGAAGCAACAAAUUGACCAAUUUAGAGGUGGAGAUCCUCAUUAUAGAAGUACAAAAGAGAACUCCUUUAUGGGAUUUUUCAUUACCCCUGGAACAAAGAAGUCGAGAAACUGUGCAGCGUCUCUGGGAUGAAGUCUCGAGGGAGUUGAAUGGCAAACUGAAUGUAGCAAAAGUUAAAAAGAAAUUUAAAAGCUUGCGAGACACGUAUAGAAAAAUUAUUCAAGGACAGCAGCAUGCAAGUAGUUCUGCAAGGAUUGAUCCCAAGGAUCCCAAGAAAUGGAAAUAUUACGUGAUGAAUUUUCUACGCGAUUCUUGCCUGAUACGACCAACCCAAACAAAUGUCACUUGGGAUUCUGUCAACGAGGGUUCUCGAGAAGACGAAAUUAUUUCCGAUGUAGAUAUGUCAAACGAUGUCGACAGAGAUGCUGAUGAAGAUUGUAGUCUGGCAUCAGCUUCAAUAUACACACGAAAGAAGAGAUCGCGCACAAAUAUAGCCAAAGAGUCUGAAGAAACUAUAAGUGCAAUAAACAGAAUCGCGGAUGCGAUGUGUACAGAAGAGCCAAAUAUCGUCAUACCUCCUCUCCCAGCAUCAGAUGAGGUCGAUUCCAUGUUGCAUGCAACAGGAUUGCAAUUGCGCCGAAUGCCUUAUCAGAGACGGAUGUAGACACUUUUAGACAUUGUGCAAAUGGUUCACACUCGACCAGUGAAGCCA
Molecule: messenger RNA, 957 nt
Organism: Ooceraea biroi (clonal raider ant)
Lineage: Eukaryota; Metazoa; Arthropoda; Insecta; Hymenoptera; Formicidae
Biological process (GO): regulation of transcription by RNA polymerase II
Cellular component (GO): transcription regulator complex; nucleus
Source: RefSeq, a predicted model, not a curated record